AUGAAUGCAACAAAGCGAAAGUUCAACACCCUCAUCCAGGGGAUCGGCACGCGAUCGCCUCAGCCCGGCAACAGCUCGACUGACGACCGCCCUACCACUGCCGACAGCGCUACCUUGACCCGACCAGCCACGGGGAACACGGCCCCCUCAACACCGAGAGCUUCCACGGAUAUGCCAUCGCCAGUACCGGUCUCGUCGAUAUCAGCCGACUUCCUGGCCAAGCGUCGGCGACUGGGGGCAUUGGGAUCUGCGGCAGGCAACGCGGCCAGCAAGAUGACGAUCACGAACGUAUCGCUGAGGAAGUGGACGGCGGGUCGGGACGGUGCAAAGCAUGACACACAGCAGGAGCCGCCGAGGUACUGUCCUGGUGACCGAGAACAACUCAUCCGAAGGUUGGGAACGUUUCAAGAGUUGACAGAGUGGACCCCCAAGCCGGAAAAGGUCAACGAGAUCGAGUGGGCAAAGAGAGGCUGGGUAUGCAAAGGCAAAGAGAGAGUUCGGUGCACGUUAUGCAGCAAGGAGCUCGUCGUAAAUACGAGUAAGAGGGCGGUAGAUGGCAAGGAUGUUUCGAUAUUGGUUGGCUCCGAGUUCGAGGAGGCAUUGGUCAAGAAAUUUGCCGAACUGAUCGUGUCCGCACAUCAAGAGGACUGCCUUUGGAAGAAAAGGGGCUGUGAUGAUUCACUUCUCCGUCUCCAGAUAACAAGCGCUCAAGUGGCUCUGCCAUCCCUGAGACAACGGUAUGACGAGCUGUGCGACCGUCAAUCAUUCUUGCCAUACCAAUUCAACCUUCGUCUGCCUGCAUCUCUAUCAUUAGAGACAGUCAAAGACCAACUGCCUCCAAACUUUUUCACCGAGCCACCCCCAUCUACAUCGAGAUCUUCAGCGGCACCAAAUAACGUAGCUCUUGCACUGGCUUUGACAGGUUGGGAAGGGUUGACAAACCCGAAAAUAGGACCAGUACCAAACUCGGCCUCGUGCCCAACAUGUCUGCGCCGUCUGGGUCUAUGGAUGUUCAAAAGCAGGGAAAUCAACGAGGAGACAAACGAGGUCCUGGUGCCAGCUCCAAUGGAUCACCUGGACCCGAUCCGCGAGCACCGGUUCUUCUGCCCCUGGCGCAACCCUGACGCACAGCGCAACCCAGGCAGCAGGUCCGCGGAAGCGAGCAAAGCAGCCUGGGAAGUCCUCGUACUGACAGUCAAGCAUGCGGCGUAUCUUAGAGGCCAUAGGGACAAGAACGACAAGACGCCAGUGCAUGGGAGAAGCAAGAGCCACGCGGUACCUAGGACACCGACUUCUCGCCCCACUGGCCAUGCAUACACGCCCAGCGAGGGUGCGAUAGAGUCGCCGCUGCUGAUGUUAGGUCCAGACAUGGUCGAUGAUGAGGAAGAGGAUGGGAGAGAAAGAGAUGCAAAGGACAAGGAGCGCUGGGCGCGCCUGAGGAGGGUGAAGAGCUUAUUCAACACCAAAGGGGGCCGGAGCAGGUUGACAAAGUCGCUCAGCCGGCCGGGCACUGCUAAGAGCUCGGCGACUACAGCAGACGGUGGCAAGGACUAG
Messenger RNA from Neoarthrinium moseri, 1554 nucleotides. RefSeq lists its product as uncharacterized. The record is from RefSeq and is a predicted model, not a curated record. Lineage: Eukaryota; Fungi; Ascomycota; Sordariomycetes; Amphisphaeriales; Apiosporaceae. The transcript is spliced from 2 exons. Gene Ontology annotation, molecular function: zinc ion binding. The coding region runs from base 1 to 1554 and encodes 517 amino acids. Gene Ontology annotation, cellular component: nucleus.